Phytophthora infestans T30-4 is the source of this 1524-nucleotide messenger RNA. RefSeq lists its product as uncharacterized. Bases 1 to 1524 code for a protein of 507 amino acids. The transcript has 4 exons. Lineage: Eukaryota; Oomycota; Peronosporomycetes; Peronosporales; Peronosporaceae. The record is from RefSeq and is a predicted model, not a curated record.
AUGAACCUACCACUGGUAGUAUUCCAGUGGCUUGUUGUCGCGUGGGAUGCCGUCCAAAUUGAACUCAAAGGCACGUACUCUCCAGACCGCGUUCUCGCGCUGCAUGAUUAUAGCAAUUUGACUCCCUGGUGGCGGAUCGUCUCGGUCAUUCUCAUCUCCCCACUACCGUGUUUGAUUUACGUCUGCCUGCCCGAGACGGUGAAUCUGUCUCCACCGUCGCUCGGAAUGGGAAGCAACAAGACCUUCUUUGGGCGAUUCUUCCUCUCCUACACAAUGUGGUGUUUACUACAAAUGCACAUGAUCAGCGAGCGUAUGCCACUAUUAUCUCUUUCCAAGACACAGCUCGUCAUUAGCGCUGUUACUGUCGCCAUACUGUCUACGGGUAUCGAGCUGCUGUAUUCCUGGUGGAUAGGAUUCCCCGUACCAUACACUAUCCAUAUGAUGGCCGUGCCGUACGUGUCGCUCAUGUUUUUCGCGCUGGCCAUUGUCUGGUAUCCUCACGUGCGGCAGAACUUGGGUCUCUUAUGGAAGAUUGCCGACGCCAUUUUGAUAUGCGUUUGUCAUGGGCUUAUGGACUCCGGUAUCGAGAGAACUGCGUUUAUAAUGGUGCUGCCAGUACUGAAGACCUUCUACAGAGCGCUAUUCUACUACCUUUGUCGCUUCGCUAGUGGUCAACGAAUCACGAUUGCUGUGGUCUUCAAUGCUGACAUGGUGAACGCUCUGUUCAUGAACUUCUGCAUGCAGUACCAGCCAUCAUUCAUGACCACGGCCAGUCUCAUGGCUGCCAACACGGUGCAAGUGAUUCUGAUGACCCACGACAUUGACGUCAUUCGCAAGCAAAUUGCACAAACGACGAAAAGAAUCAUAAACCUGACGAAGAACGAUCGCGGCGAUCGCGUAGCCACUUUGAGUAUGCUACCUAGGGCUGUCGACAUAUUCCAGAGAUACACUUUCCAUAAUUCCAGUGAUGAUGCGCAUCAUACUCAGCUAACGAGUACAAUGAAAAUAACGGUGGUUCCUCUUGGUAAUUCCGCUUCGCAGCUGGGUCCUACCACUGACAUUGUAGUAGGAACACGAUCCGAACUUGAACAGCUCGAACAGAAGUACGUCAGUCUCGUGCGGAAGCUCAUGUAUGCAUCCGAGUUCUCCAUCCUCACUGCCUACGCUGAAGUCAUCACGCCCAUCGUAUACUGUACCGCUGUAUUUGGUCACAUGCCCAACCGUGACUACUAUAGCCAAAUUGCAAGCAUGGACUCGAUACAUUUGGCGAAGACGGUUGUGAAUGUCUUACUGUACAGCCUCGUGGAACUCGGUGCAUUCACUGUGCUCACCCAGACGCUCAAGAGGCGACUCAACUUCUCCACAAUGCAUCAGCUCGCAUUUGUGCUCGAUCGACAUGUGAUCCAUGUUCAAACUGCAAGUAUACUAUGGGUGUUUUACACGACUCAGAUAUCCCUCGAGCACUAUGGCACGGAUUACUCAUUCAAGUUUGCGUGGCUGGAGAACAAUUCGACUGGUACGUAG